Molecule: messenger RNA, 1525 nt
Organism: Pocillopora verrucosa
Lineage: Eukaryota; Metazoa; Cnidaria; Anthozoa; Scleractinia; Pocilloporidae
Product: AP-3 complex subunit sigma-1-like
Biological process (GO): Golgi to vacuole transport; intracellular protein transport
Cellular component (GO): membrane coat; AP-3 adaptor complex; intracellular membrane-bounded organelle
Source: RefSeq, a predicted model, not a curated record
GCGGCCAUCUUGAGCGCAGGUGAUCGAACUCGAAAACUGUAUAGUGAGUCUUUAUUCGUCUUUUUCUUCUUUUGAGAUGAUUAAGGCGAUACUUGUAUUCAACAACCAUGGGAAACCUCGGAUGACGAAAUUUUUUGUGCAUUAUUCUGAGGACAUGCAACAUCAAAUAAUAAGAGAAACAUUUCACAUAGUCUCAAGAAGGGAUGACAAUGUUUGUAAUUUCUUAGAAGGGGGAACGUUGAUCGGUGGUUCUGACUUCAAGAUUAUUUACCGACAUUACGCUACGCUUUAUUUUGUGUUCUGUGUGGAUUCAUCAGAGAGUGAGCUAGGAAUACUUGAUCUCAUACAGGUAUUUGUGGAAACUUUAGACAAGUGUUUUGAAAAUGUCUGUGAGCUGGAUCUUAUAUUUCAUAUGGACAAGGUUCACUUUAUUUUACAAGAGAUUGUAAUGGGUGGCAUGGUACUAGAAACAAACAUGUCUGAGAUUUUAACCCACAUUGAGGCACAGAAUAAAUUAGAAAAAUCAGAGGCUGGAAUAAGUGCUGCACCUCAGAGAGCAAUGUCUGCUGUUAGAAAUAUCAGUCCAAACCUACAUAAUCUUCCCAAACCUAAUAUAAACCUACCAUCCAUGAAAUCACUCCCACACAUAAACUUACCCUCCUUCAAGUAGAAUAGCAAAUGUCCUAUUUUUCUAAUUAAAAUGACUUAACUGUUGUUGAUAAUGAUACAUAGAAUGAAAUAAUUUUAUUUUCAUGUACAGGUUGUUACAGUUGUAGGUAGCUUAGAGUUACAUAGGGUAGUAUUGGUAACAGGAGAGAUUAUAAUCUAAGGCCAAGUUGUUCAAAGCUGGGUUAAUAUAAUCCAGGGUUAUUAUGAAGUUUGUUUUCAGAUCUGAAAGCUUUAAAAUGAAAUUCAGUAUAAUUUUUUUUUGGUUACAAUUUGGUGAUUGGAUGCCCCACAAAGAAUACUUAAGUAAAAAAUUAUCCCACAUAGGCUUUUGAACAUAGGAAAAAAAGAAACUCAGUUUAUAUUUUAUCCAUGGGUUAGCACUAAUCAGCCUUCGAACAACUGGGCCUAGGUCUGUAAUGCUGCGAGUGUUUCUGGGGUCCUAGACAAAUCUUGGGUCUCAAAGAUGGAGCACUUUUGCAAACACUGAUGUCCCCUAACAUUAUAUGAAAACAAUUUAAAGUCAAGAUUGCUUCCCUGGUGUUUAAGAUUUAUAGCUGUCAAUGGGCACUCACCAUUUGGUCAGAACUCUCUUAUCAGACUGCUUAAUUUAGAUGAGCUUUUUUUUGUUUUGUUUUUUUUUUCCCAAUCAAGUGUUUCUCCAUAUUUCCAAGAAAAAGUUAUCCAAGAAUAGGGUUCACAAUUUUUAGACUGACAGAUUUGAUGAGUUAAUUAAGAGUUACAACUGGAUUUGUGAAAUAGGUUGGCCAGCCUGGCUUCUCCGUUUUGACUUAUGGUGUGAAACUAAUACAAUUGUUUAAGAAAAAAACCUUGGUGACGCUAUCUUUGUUGAAUUAAA